AGGGGCCAUGGCACACUAGGAGACGCCAUCCAAGCAGAGCAAGUGGAGCAAGGCAGGUCACAGAAUUGUCCAGCUUCUUUUCAACAAACCAAGGACAUUCAGGACCAGAUAACAAGAAUUGAAAAAGCCAAAAGAAUGGACAACCACACUUACAACUACCCGUCCGACUGCACCCCUCUCACCAACUGCAAGUCGGCCCGCAAGCCGGCGGGUUCCACCGUGGUGAAUAUGGGCACCGCAGGCAAGAAGCCACCCAGUGACUACCUAGUCUGGUCCCUGUGCAACACCCUGUAUGUCAACUUCUGCUGUCUGGGAUUCAUGGCUCUCAUCUACUCCAUUAAAGUGAGUUCUUUACAAGGUUUAUAUCUCUCUCACUUUUUACAAGUCUCUAUAUCUCUCUCUCUUUCCCCAAGUCUCUAUAUCUCUCUCUUUCCCCAAGUCUCUCUAUCUCUCUCUUUCCCCAAGUCUCUAUUUCAACCUGUCUCACUAAUUAUUAUGUUGUAGCUGUUGUAUUGUUAGCUAAAAUAGAGGCAACACAGAGAUAGGUUGAACAGCCAGCAUAAGUUGAACACAAAUAAUGAGUGUUAAAUUGCAUCCAUUCAAAGCCCAUGUUUACAGCUGCCAUACAGUACUAUAUAACUGUACUAAUAUUGAGACUCCUGUAAGAUACAUGCACUGUCUAAGGCUUCUCCAUAAGCCAAACUAGAUGAGGGAGUCUGUGUGUCCUGCACCACAGGAAUGGGGGAUGUGGACUGGGAACGCAAGAAGCCAGCAGGCACAGUGGCCCAAAAUCACUUCCCCUGUAAUGAAACAGAGCCCAAAUUAGAGAUGAGCACCACCACUGGCAGCCUGACUGACAGACUGAAGGGUUUAAAACUAGCGUAAUUGGCAUCUUACUAAUAGGCAAGUGCUGAUGGGAGAUUAAAGACUAGCAUGGGGGAAGCAGGAGUACCAUACCAGAGUACAGACAUGCUCCAGGGGAGAAUAUGAAUGUAGACACAGAUCUAGGAUCAGUUUGCCAUCCAAUUCUAAUUCUAAACCUAACUAUUUAGGCAAGAAAAACUGACCUAAAAUCAGUGUCUACAGCCAACUACAUUUUUCUCCAAAUAAACCAGAUAUGUUAUUAGUGGGCAGAAAUAUGGCAAAUGUCUUAGACCAAUGUUUUCCCCGGUACAAUUACUUACUUGGGCAGGCCUCCAGUCCUGCUCUAUUCUACCUGCAUAAAACAUGUCCCAAAGUAAAAAAUGUGGUUCCUGCUGCUAUAGAUGAUGGUUAGUAAUCCUCUGUGUCUUUAUAAGAACUAAUCUAGAGGAAACACUGCUUAGACUUCAACCAGUGUAUUCGCCAAGAAAUACAGGUGUAUAAACCUGGUCAUAAGACAUACAUGAUGGGCCUGUGUAGGUUGAAAAGGGAGGGUAUAUUACUGGUAAUUUUCUAGGUUUACCAGUAAAUUACUGGAAUUUUUGAAACUUUCAAGGAUUUCAUGACAUUUUCAUAACAUUUAAUAGAAAAUAGGAUUAUAAAAAUAGAAAAAAAUAGAAUGACAAAGCUGUAAAACAUUUUCCUAAAUGUAACCCAUAAACUUGGUGAAUACCGUUUGGUGUUUAAUAUGAGGGUUUCAGUAUUAAAUAUUAUUUAUAUUUUUACACACUUUUAUUUAUUUUACUAUGUCACUAUGUCUUUGUUGUAUAUGCUUUGUCGCCAAACUGGUGGCAGUUGUGAAAAAAGUAAAUAGCUGGAAGAGUUGCAGAGUAAAAAUGUUGCCAUUGUUAAUUGGAUGCUUUUUUCAUUAAUUACGCUAUUUUCUCUUUAAACAUAUAGUCUAUCCACUAGAAACACAUGGACAAUAUGGACACAGAUCUAAAUAUUAAGAAAAUAUAUAUAUAUUUUACAUGAACAUAUUACCUCUUAAUUACCAUAAUUACAUAAUACAUACGUUUGUGUCAUUAUGACAUAAUUUUCAAUUGAACCAUAUCCAGAGAUUGAAAAAACAUUAUCCUAAAACCUAUCAUUAUGAUAACAUUAGAAAACGUACAUCAGAGGCCUCUCCUAAUUUAAGCCCUAUCAAUAAAUUAACUCUCUCGCUCUCUCUCUCAAUUCAAUUAAAGACACUUUUUUUUUAAAGGCACUACAUUGCUUUUAACAUUUGCUUCUCUCUCCUGUCCAGGCCAGGGACCAGAAGACCCAGGGGAACUUGCAGCUGGCCCAGGAGUGCUCGGACAAGGCCAAGUGGUACAACAUCCUGGCGGCAGGCUGGAACCUGUUGGUGCCCCUGUUGGUGGUGGUGCUGCUGGUACUGCUGCUGGUACACCUGGGCACCUCACAGGGCUCCUUCGACUUCUUCGGAGAGGACGGCUUCCAGAGCUUCAUGAAACUCUUCAGCAGGUAGAGAGACAGAUGUAGAGAAACAUACGUAGAGGGUUAUAUACUCUGUCUGUUAAACAAUGUUGAAAUACACAAAAAAAGUCUGUAUUACUCAUAAUACUUGCAGCAGGGUUAAUCUGAAAACUUGAGGAUUAUUCAUGCAGAUUUAAACAACGCACUUCUAAAAUGUGUUGUAUGACAUUCAAUCGUGAGCUGCAGUAGGCUAUUCUAAACCUUUUUGGAACAGGGAUUAUGCGCCACCUGUCAAUUAAACAUUUUAUGUUUUUGGGGCGAUUUAGCACACAUUGAAGGCUGGUUAGUGGACAGAAGAUAUCGAAGAACAGAAUGAUAGGAGAUAGGAUAUAAUUAAAGGAGAAGACGGUGGAUGGAGACUGGUGGAUGCUUCCCUAAAAGCCACCCGACAUCGGACUAAUGGCCUCUUUUCAUCAUGGGUCACUUUUUUUCCUUUAUAAUUAUUAUUAAGACAUGAAUUAAUUAUUGUUCUAAUGUACUGUAAUAUUAUUAUUGCUGUUAUUUUUUAUUGGUAGCUGUAUUGUUAGCUAAAGGUUAGUAUCAUUGUCACUGCAUUGGAUCUUGACCAUUUCUAGACCCCUUUGUGAAAAACAAAUGUGAGAAAGUAAAAUAAAACAUUUAACAACCACAGAA
This is a messenger RNA of Coregonus sp. 'balchen', 3030 nucleotides long. The record is from the annotation of a GenBank genome assembly. Lineage: Eukaryota; Metazoa; Chordata; Actinopteri; Salmoniformes; Salmonidae.